UCACACCUGGGUGACACCCACUAGGCAAGAUGCUUCCAGUCUAGGUCGCUGGCUGGGAAGGACCUAUUCAUGGUAAUGGGCCGUUAGAAAGAACAAUAGGCCUUAAGAGAAGCUUAUCCCACACUGGGUGAACCAUCCUGAGAACACUCCAGACAGCCUGUAAGCAAUGGCUGCUACGACACUACAAGGGCAUGUGACCAGGCCACACGACGCUGGACUCCAUCUUGAGAUGUCGCUCUUUUUCCACAAACCGGUCUGGGGAACCAAGUUUUGAAACAAAGCGUUCCCGCCGUAGGCUAAAGCUGUGUAAGGCAGGGGAGUGACAUCGUCUGUUGCUCUUCACUCCCCACACAAGAAGACUCCUGGAAAGACCUGAGGAAGUGCUGGGCCCAGGCUAAAGGGAUUUCUAGCCUGUGUAUGAAGACCUGAGAAACCCAAGCUGUAAAGCUUAUGCAGCUUGUGCCUUAAGAAUCUGAGUCUGAGUCGGAAAACAAGCUGGAUGGAGAGACCGCAUCGGACAGUGAAAGCAAAUCAGAGUUUGGAGGGGCCCCUCCUGCACCUACAUCAGAUGACACUCCCGAGGUCUUAAACAGGGCCCUCUCCAACCUAUCCUCAAGAUGGAAGAACUGGUGGGUCAGAGGGAUCCUCACUCUGGCAAUGAUUGCAUUCUUCUUCAUCAUCAUCUACCUGGGACCCAUGGUUUUAAUGAUGAUUGUGAUGUGUGUCCAGAUCAAGUGUUUCCAGGAGAUUAUCACUAUUGGCUACAAUGUGUAUCGCUCAUAUGAGCUGCCCUGGUUCAGGACCCUCAGCUGGUACUUUCUGCUGUGUGUAAACUACUUUUUCUAUGGCGAGACGGUAACGGAUUACUUUUUCACCCUGGUUCAGAGAGAGGAGCCCUUGCGAAUUCUCAGCAAAUACCAUCGCUUCAUUUCCUUUGCCCUCUACUUAACAGGCUUCUGCAUGUUUGUCCUGAGUCUGGUGAAGAAGCAUUACCGUCUCCAGUUCUACAUGUUUGGUUGGACCCAUGUGACUUUGCUAAUUGUUGUUACCCAGUCGCACCUCAUCAUUCACAACCUGUUUGACGGGAUGAUCUGGUUCAUUGUCCCGAUUUCAUGUGUGAUCUGCAAUGACAUCAUGGCCUAUAUGUUUGGGUUUUUCUUUGGCCGCACCCCGCUCAUCAAGCUUUCCCCAAAGAAGACCUGGGAGGGUUUUAUUGGCGGGUUCUUUGCCACUGUUCUGUUUGGACUGCUGCUGUCGUACUUGAUGUCUGGAUACCGGUGCUUCACCUGUCCUGUGGAAUUCAAUAACGACUCCAACAGCUUCACUGUGGAUUGCGAGCCAUCUGAGCUGUUCCAGCUACAAGAAUAUAACAUCCCCCUGGUGAUUCAGUCUGUCAUUCGCUGGAAAACAGUCCGGAUGUAUCCCUUCCAGAUCCACAGCAUCGCCCUCUCCACCUUUGCUUCCCUCAUUGGGCCCUUCGGAGGAUUCUUUGCUAGUGGGUUUAAGAGAGCCUUCAAAAUCAAGGACUUCGCCAACACGAUCCCAGGGCAUGGCGGGAUCAUGGAUCGCUUUGACUGUCAGUACCUGAUGGCUACCUUUGUCAACGUGUACAUUGCAAGUUUUAUCAGGGGUCCUAACCCAAGCAAACUGAUCCAGCAGCUUUUAGCUCUGCGGCCAGACCAGCAGGUCCACAUCUUCAACACGUUAAAGGCGCACCUUGUUGAUAAGGGUAUGUUGGCCAAUUCUGAGAACGCAUAGGCAUCCAGGCAGUUGGAACAGGACCGAAAAAGAGGGCAAGUCCCCCAAGGAAAUCCAAGCUCGCCUGACCUAAGACAAUAACAAGGCCUCGUUUCACUGUUGUUUUUUUCUUUCCUUGUAAAUGUUUGCAUUUGUGGGGUUUUGGGGUUUUUUAUAAUAUGUAUUUAUAUGGCUUUGGUUAAAAUAAGCAAAGUGGAGCUUCUAGAUGGAAAGAAAUCAAGAACUGAAGGGACCGUAGGGCGAAGAUGUCCUCUCCGAUCUGCGUGGCAACUCUUGUCUUCAAUGUGUAUGGGCAGAACUUGACUUCACGACUCCUAGGGGAUGUGUGCAUGCUUUUUUCUGCCCGGGCGCAGCUCCGGGAGCGUAAGCUCUAGUGAAGAUGAGACUCGGGCACUUUUACAUCAGUAUCCUCUAACCCGGCCAGGCUGUGUCUAUACUAAGAAAAUUGGAAGCCAUGCAACUCUGUCAGUGGAAUAGAGAGGGCACUGGUUUUUUUGCUACCUUGUGUAUCCCUGUAUGUAGGCUAGGGAAAUUGGGGACCUGUAAUUAUCCACUGGUGGUAGCUCAUUGAUGAAUUUGGGUCUUCAUUUUCCUAGUAUAGCCAUAGCCUGGGUGUGCAUAGAACUUCUUGCAGGUAGAGAACAAAAAGCUCAACAAAUCUGAAAGAAAUGUUUGCCCUAAUCCUGCUACAUAAGGUCCACACAAGAAGACACGUGCAUACGCUUCGACUUGCCAUCUUUGUAGUACCUCCCACAUUUCCCCAACUCCAGCAAAUAUUUAACAAAGUCGAUUUUAAACCCACAUUUUUACUGUGCCAUUUAAACAAAAAUAGACCCAACUAAUCUUUACAUCAAUGACAAGAAUACAGAAAGGGGAAUGUGAGAGGUUCAGGUUGCCUCUAAGGUGAAUCAAAUAACUUAUUUUAAAAAGCAUUCCAGUUUUAUUUAAGAAAUCCUACUGAGUAAGAACAAGCUUUUAAAAAAUUAUUUGUUCACUUUUUCAUGGCUUCUUUUCCACCCAGAGCUUAAUAUAUAUAUUUUUUUAAAUACUGAAGCAUGAAAACGUCUCUCAAGAGUAGGAGAUACCACACCCUAAUAUUUUAGCUGUUUGGAGAGCUAUCACUCACAGAACUUUAUUUUCCCAUUUGGAAGUCCGGAGGGCAUAGUACCCAGCUGGCUCUGCUGUUGUGGUGGGUUUUAUUUUCUGGUGUGGGGAGGGUUGUUUGGUUUUUUUGUUUCAUUUUUUCUUUCAGGGAUCAUGUCUGCCAAUGAUGGAUGACUUGAGUUCGAGACAUCAUGCUACUGAGUUUACCGUGGUCUGGGUUUGGUCAGCUUUCCAGGCUUCUCUCCUUUCUCCGUCACUGACUCAGUCUUGUUUUAUGUAUGUUGCACUUAACAUUUGGAAACAUGUAAUUGUUUUCCAGGUAUUUCCCUCUAUUUCUUGACUUCAAACAUACCAUAAUUUUUAAAAAAUAAAAUAAAUAAAUAAAUGGAAACGCAAUCUAACGGACUUCAGAGGUUUCCAAGAGUCAGAAUGAUGAUUUGUGAUGUAACAACACAAAAAUUCAUUUUAGCAGUGGGUUAUAUUAACAUUGUCAUGUAUCAGGGAACUCUGUUUUACUGUGACUUCUCUCCAUAGUUUGUGUGUGAGCCAGGCUGUGAUGAGAAAUACAUUUUAUAUAUUUGUUGAACCUGGGGAACAAUUGACAGGGAAAGAUGAUAUAGAGAUGCUGUUGUUCGUGUCUUGAAAGCAAGUCACUGUCCUAUGUCUUCAACGCAGAUCUAUAUUUGAAGCUAGCUAACCUAGCAACUGAAUAUAAAGUCCCUGAGAUCAUUCUGUAUGCUUUACUCCAUAGUCUCAUGCCACCACUGCUUCCACAUACCUCUGGCGUAUUUUUAUCUUGACAGCAGCCACUUCCUCCUCUCCCUGUACUGGAGUUCCGGAGGGCAGAGAUUCGCAUCUGCGGUGCUACACACACAAAUAUUUGAUCAAAAGCAAAAUGGUGCUGAGAGAAUAUUAAAGCAGAGCCCAGGUGACAUGCGAUUUAAGGGUUGGACUCUGCACCAUGCAAGACAUCCUCAGCUCCUGGUGCUCAGCAAAUUGCAGGACUUGCCUGUUUCUAUGGUCCCAAUUCAGGGUAGUAUUGAAGCAUUUUUGCUUAAUUUUUAAGCAAAUGCUUUCCUGAACUGUAGGCUUAGAGCCCAGUGUCGUGUCUACUGAAAUCCUUGGGAGUCUUGACUUUGACUUAAAGGCAUUACAUUCGGGCCCUUAAUUUGGUUUCAAAGGAGAUUUAGGAGGCUGUUUUUAAACCUUUCUUCCCUUAGGUUUUUUUGGGGGGGGUUAUCACCUGGCAAAACAAAAGUUUCUUCUCUUUUGGAUACUUCCUGUCUGAUACCAAUAUCUUCUGGAAUUCCUGCAUACUAAACUGUUUGAGCAGAUGUUCAUAAACAAGUUAUCACGUGGACCUACAGUACUGUGUAUUAAAUGAGAUUACAAUGUAGUGAUCUAUAGAAAAAACACACUUUCACCUGUUUUCAUGUAAGAAUUUGGUCCUCCCCCGGCAUCUGUUCUACAUCUUCAUACUUUUUUACAGUUAUUAGGUGUACUUUUUUUGAGGAAGCUUAUGAUUUUAAACUAUAGGAUUUGGGGUUUUCUUGACGUUGGGCUGUUUUAAUACUGACUGUGAACACUGGAGGGCAUACUGUGUUCUCGAGUGUCUGCAUACUUCUGUGAGAUAGGAAUAGCCAUCCACCUAUCAAAUUAAAACCUUUCUGAACUAGGCCGAGUGCAGUUUUUCAAACCUGGGUUCAUACGUUUUCUCUACUUCUGCCCCCUUUUCAACCUUGAAGUGAAGUAAAACGAACCUUCAGACCUGUCAGGUAUCCUGAUAAAUUAAUUCUAUGUGUAAAGGCGCUCAUAAGUGCUGUUUCUUGUUAGUGUCCUGCGUAUGACUGCUCUUACUCAGCAAUUCUCAUGUACACAGUAGUGUACAGCAUGGCUUAUUGGAAGUGUACAAUAAUUACACUGGUUUAACAUCCAAGGGACUAUGGGAUAACACCCUGUGUAUGCUGUACAGAAAGUUACGUACCAGAAGGAUGGAAUCCUCUGCUUUGCAUAAGCUCUGUGGUGCGGCCUGUCUUCAUUGCACUGAUCCACUGGUUUAUUAAAAGCCCUGUAUUUCUCCUCCCUGCCCCCCAUAUGCAGCGCAGAGCUCUAUAGUUUGGAUCAUAGUUGAAAUUGGCUCUGAAACAGGUUUACCAGCCAGAGAAUUUCAGCCUGUGCAUGGUAACUGCACUGCAACAGAGUGAAUGCAAGUUAUACUAUUGUCUAGCUUCCAAGCAAUGACCUUCUUAACCCUCUGUAUGCUGGUAGUUUGCCCUAAGCGGUUCAAAUUGGCCACCCCAAAAUGAGAGGCCACUUUUAGAAACUUGUGUAGUAAGUGACUUGUCUAAGGCUACAGAGGAGGUAGGAGUUAAUGUGUGAGCCAGGGUUUAAAAACCUUGAAGUUACAGUCCAGUGUUUGGGUUCUCGCCUGCAUAAGGGAGGAUUUGAGCCAGAAACUUUAAUUUUGCCUCAUGUCAACAAAAUCAGGAUGUAAAUCUGAAUAUUAAGAGUGCACUUUGGAGUCCAGCAACUUUAACAUGUGUAUCUGUGUGUGUUGUGCAGGUGACUAGGUCCUUCCCUCGCCAAGUGUUUAACCUUGGUCCUAACACAGCUCUUGUGAGCCCUUAGGUUUAGUGACUUUGAAAGAUUAGUGUGUAGCUAGUGCUCAUGAAACACACUGCUGACAACAGAGCUGCCUUGGCAAGACUUUCAUAAAGGAGCUCCCCAGAACUUUUUCCUAUAGCUGAAAUGCACGAAAUCAAGAGCCCCUGCAAGUGACCUGUAUGCUGUGGCAGCUGCUUUGUGAGUACUUAGGUUAAAGGGAAGGUCCUCUCGGCUUGCUGUACAAGGAGACAAACUGCAAAAGCAAAGUCGCUGGUGUGUCAGAACAAGUGGUUGAGGAACAGAUGCAACAGCUCUGUGGUUGUCUAAGCUAAGAGGGAGGUGUAACAUUGCUCAUUCUGGGUCUCUGAAUUAACCCAAAACUGUGAAAGGGCUUCCUUGCUGUCUGUUUAGAAAUGGGCUGGUUCUGAAACUACCUGCUAGCAAGGUCAAAUGAAAUGGCCAAAAUAAAUGUAAAGGGAUUUUUAGAAUGCUCUAGUAAGUGAGGGGAAUGCUGGAGACUGAGGCCCUGAUCCUGCAACCAGUUGGACAGGGGGACCCAUUGCAUCCACAAGCAGAGCCAGGGGCCUAAAAUCCUCUGCUUGGAGAGAGGUGUCUCCAUAGAUGAUCGUAGGUAGGUAACGUAGUUGAGUACAAGGAACUAAGAGGCCAAAGGUUAGAGGAUGCUACGUGGUCAGCGAUGGUGAGUGGAGGUGACAAUGUAGGCAGUUGCUGGGGAGUACUAGCUGAAACGGCCUGGUAACAAGGGAUGACUGGUCCUUCUGAAUACAUAUUGAUGAGUUGACCAAGUUCAGUUGCACAUCCUUUGAAAAAUUCCUUUAUAUUCUUUGUCUGAGCUAAAUGAAAAUAUAAGCAAGCCAUGAAUGAGAUAGCAGCUGGAACCAAAUGUCUGCAGGUAUUCGUUUUGAUGAGCAUAGUAUCCAGUUUUCUCUGUUUUGCUUAAAUCCAUUUAAUUCCCCAAAUAUGCCCGGUGCCCGGCUCAUUUUUACUAUGGGUGGUGCAUCUGUCAAGGAUACUUAGUUUGGUUCUGCUGUCUUUUGUUAGUACUAUCUUUCCAUUCAGAGACAUCAUAAUUAGCAAACCUCACUCCUUGGGAUAGAAUUCCAUUACUGCCUGUAUGCGUUGGGUUCUCCUCUAAUCUGAAAUGUGAGCAGAUAUUGCUCUUUUAUGUUAAAACCCUAGCUCUCCAGCGAAGGAAUGGUCGAUCUUGGCAUGUGUUGUCUUAUCCGAAUAGAGCCAAGGAGCUGGAGUUCAGUUUGUAGUCAGGAGAUUUGAUUGGCUGAAUGCUGAACUUCAGAGCCAUACAGGUGGUGGUUUCUCCCCUUGCAAAGGAAGUGCAGAAUACUACAGGAAAGCAGUAGGGGGCUGUUGAAGGUUCGUCAUGUACUGAGGAUAGACCGUAAUAGUAGCCUUUCCAUUAAAGGCCUAAAAUAAAAGAGGGCAAGCUUGGUAAAUGUUAGCAGCAUUUAAAAUGCCUGAAUACUGAUUGGGGCAAACGCCUACAGGUAGGCUGAGUUUGGUUCUAAGCAGCCACACGCUGGUUGCCAAUCGCUUUGGAAGCUUGGAGCAGUUUAGCUGGCGUUUCCAACUGGAAACUGACUUCUCCAAACCCAGUUGCAGCCCAAGUUACGCUGUGGAUUAGACCCAUCUUGACCGAAGGCCAGGAGUGGCACAGAAUGCACAGCAUAGAGCCUCAUUAUCGUCCAGGUUCUGCUAGGCUUACUCGGGUUGAGUGGUUCCUUACUCCACAGUAGUAUCUUUCCUGUGUGUACUCCCCUGGACUUGAUUCUACUCGCUCUGAGUAAUCCUAAUUAGCAGAAUCAAGCCCUAAGGAUCUGCUCCCAUUUGAUUGGGGGGGGGAUUUUUGCCAUUGACUUCAGUGGGAAAUCCUACAGCACCACAAAAACCUGAAGCACCAGUAAGUACAUUGCAGAGGCCUUUGGGAAUUGUUGAUUUCACAUGGAUCAGGGCAGGUCUCCUAGUUUCGUGCAUGCAUCCGACUCCCACAAGCACACAGGCCAAGGCAAUCACUGUAUGCGAAGAGGGGAGAAUUCUCCAUCUUCCUGCAAAAAAUUUCCUGCUAGUUCUGUAGACUUGGAAAAUAGAUGUAACCAUGCAAAAACCAUCCACGGUGGCCAUCAAGACUUGGUGGGGGAGACAACCAUUUUAAAAUUGGAGUCAGCAUGCAUCUGUCAUCAUGAGGGCUUGUAUACCUCCCGACACCCGUAGCCAAACCCAGAGUUACAUUUUUGUACUACAGUAAUUUUCCCUCUGGGUUACUGUUCCCCAGCUCUGAGGCGUCCUCUGCCAUCUGCUUACUUCUCUGUGCAUUGUUUUUGAUCGAUGUUUUAGCAAUACGUGUAGAUUUGCCUUUUUGAUUGAAUGUCAGAAUGUGAUAUAUUGUAUAUUUUAAAGUAUUUACCUUAUUUAUAUACUGUAUGUUACUGUUAAAUAAAUAUGUAAGUUCUACUA
Chelonia mydas (Green sea turtle) is the source of this 7956-nucleotide messenger RNA. It is a transcript of the gene CDS2, whose product is annotated as CDP-diacylglycerol synthase 2. NCBI's taxonomy places the organism in Eukaryota, Metazoa, Chordata, Testudines, Cheloniidae. The record is from RefSeq and is a predicted model, not a curated record. Gene Ontology annotation, molecular function: phosphatidate cytidylyltransferase activity. The transcript is spliced from 13 exons. The coding region runs from base 658 to 1758 and encodes 366 amino acids. Gene Ontology annotation, cellular component: endoplasmic reticulum membrane.